This is a messenger RNA of Harpegnathos saltator (Jerdon's jumping ant), 2731 nucleotides long. RefSeq names its product Glutamate receptor interacting protein (gene Grip). Gene Ontology annotation, molecular function: protein binding. Lineage: Eukaryota; Metazoa; Arthropoda; Insecta; Hymenoptera; Formicidae. The transcript is spliced from 5 exons. Gene Ontology annotation, biological process: neurotransmitter receptor transport, endosome to postsynaptic membrane. The record is from RefSeq and is a predicted model, not a curated record. The coding region runs from base 585 to 2498 and encodes 637 amino acids.
CUCUUUCUCUCUUUCUUCCUCUCUCUGUCUCUUCCUCGUCCUCGUUUCGCCGCGGCGGGACUCUGCCGAUUAACUCCCGAGUGCGAGAGUGAGAGUGUGCGUCGGCCGCGGGAACAAGGAAGCGCCGUAUGAAUGUUCCUCUUGUGCGCGGGGUAGUCGAUCUGGUGCCGCGGAUAUGCACGGCGUAACGUAGAGCGACCGCGGCUCGGUGACGCUGUGAGCGUCGUCGCAUCGCUCUUGGCUAGCGCACGGUUGCUCUCUCGAGUCUCCGCGGCCGAACAACUCGGUAGGGACGGUGAAAAAUCGUGAAGCUCGCAGCCGCUGCAUCUAGGAAGUUACGAAACAAAGAGUCGAGGUGGACGACCGCGCGCGCGCGCGCGUGUGUGUGUGUGUGUGUGUGUGCGCGCACGUCGUCUUCCUCCUCGGGCAACGUUGAUCCCGCCGGGAUCAUCAGAGGCGCGUGACACGAAUCUCGCGCAUCCACACGCACGCACGCACGCACGCACACACAGACGCGUGCGUGUACGCACACGCGACUCACAGGCGGCUCGCUGGGGGGCGAAAAACGGGAACCGACGACGAGGAUGUUCAGCUCGUUGAGGCUGGCGACCAUGCGCUCGCACAAGAGCCGCGCCAGACCGGGCAGCGUCGCCACGUCCGCGAGCUCGGACUCGACACGGGCGGAGGAGACGGCCGCGCAGUACCACCCGCAUAGCUUCCUGCUGCUGGACGACCAGGACGCGAGCGCGAUCGGCUCCUCGCCCUCCAGCGUCUCGUCCAAGGUCGCGCAAGUGCGAGUGGAGCGCGAGGCUGGCAGUCUCGGCGUGACCCUCCGCGGCGGAGUGUCCAGGGCGCUGGUGGUGACAGGGGUGAAGGCUGAUGGUCCGGCUGCGAAGGAGGGCAGAGUCCGACCCGGUGAUCGCUUGCUGGCGGUGGACGACACCGAGCUGCGGGGACUUACCUUGGCGGAGGCGCAGAGAGCGCUCCGGAGGAGCUCCGACGCGCCUGUCGCGUCCCUCACCAUCGAGUACGACGUGGCCAACAUGGAGGAAGCGCGCGCGGCCACUUCCGGCCCGCUGCUCGUCCAACUGGAGCGCGGCCUCUCAGGUGAGCUGGGAUUAACCGUGCGGGAGACUCCAAGCGGCGUCUACAUCGAGAGCCUGCGCCCGGCGAGCACGGCCGACCGUUGCGGCGCCCUGCAGUCCGGAGAUCGUCUGCUGGCGGUGGACGACACGCCUGUCCAAGACGCGGUGACCGCUGCCAAGCUGCUGCGGAACAAUUCGGAGAGCUGUCGCAUCGCCAGGCUGCAGAUACUGCCGCGUGCGCCGAGCGCAUCGGCGAGAACGGUGAAGAGGCGAGCGCAGCCGCAGGCGCAGCAGAGCUCCAGCCAGACGCUGCAGAUGAAGGAGAGCUUGACGGUGGUCCUGCGGCCGGAUCACAGGGGCUUCGGGCUGGCGCUCAAACCGGCGGAGGAUCGCGUCAACUACGUGGUGAGUCUGCUAGAAGCGGGCGGCCCUGCGGAGCGCAGCGGCGUCCUCUUGCCCGGUGACAAGGCUGUCGCGAUCAACCGCAGGAUGCUGCGCGAUCUGCAGCCGACGGAAGUGACCAACGUGCUGGAGACCUCGCAGAUGAUCGAGUUGGUGAUAGAGUACAAAGUGGGCGGCCCGGUGGUACCAAGCUCCGGGGUGUUCACGGUGAGAGUGGCGAGGCCACUCGGCGGCCAACCUGACUUGGGUCUCACGGUGAACGAGGAUCUGGUGAUUACGGAGGUCCGACGGGGCUCGCUCGCUUAUAGGACGGGCAGCCUGGCACCCGGCGACAGGUUGCUCGCCAUCGACGGGCAAAAACUGGACCCCGGCGACCUGCGGCAAGCCGCGCAGUUGCUGCAUCGACCUGGCAGCUCGGUCGUUGCGUUGACCGUUAGGAAGCCAGAUCCUAACCCGGAAACAAGGGAUUAUUGCAGGGAGUCCAGCGUAGGAAGCGACACGGUUCAGCCGCAAUUCUCCAGCGGUGCGUUGCGCUCGGCCAGGGAGAGUCUACCCAGCGUGGACAGCGCGGUGGACUCCUGGGGCGAAUUGGGAGAGAACAGCGGCACCGUGCCGGAGAUACUGAGACUUUGGGACACCGCGUCCGUUGAUAGCGGCCAGCUGGAUCUGUCGAUGCCAUCUUACCCGGGGCCGCAGGAGCGCAACGGUUCCGACAACAGGGCUCAGCAGAUAGUGCACGUGUCGCUACACAAGGACCCGGUCUACGAGGACUUCGGCUUCUCGGUGUCGGACGGCUUGUACGAGCGUGGCGUUUACAUAAACCGCUUGCGGCCCGGCGGGCCCUGCGACGGCGUUCUACGGCCGUACGACAGGAUCCUCCGUGUCAACGAAGCCAGCACGGAGGACUGCGACUGCUGCUUGGCCGUGCCGCUGAUCGCAGCAGCCGGGCCGCGUCUGGACCUGACGGUAGCGCGGCCCCUGUCGCCACAGAACAUCGUGAAGACCCUGUAGGUCGGCGAGCGCGACGCAGCCGUGCGAACGCCGCGCGACUCGCGUCUGUCCUCGGCUCGAGAAAGCUCCGAGCGAGGACUGCGUGUCGUCGCUGCUCGCGGAAAGCGGUGUUCACAGCUCGACGUUACACUCAACACCGUCUGAAGUUCACUCUAAAACGCUGAGUCGUGAGUGCUGUCGCUACCGUGCGGGAUGGAUCCUGAGACUCCAACUCCAGUCGCGAGCUAUGAAUA